Molecule: messenger RNA, 1077 nt
Organism: Fraxinus pennsylvanica
Lineage: Eukaryota; Viridiplantae; Streptophyta; Magnoliopsida; Lamiales; Oleaceae
Source: the annotation of a GenBank genome assembly
AUGCUGCAAUCACAACUUACAGUUGCUCUUAUCUAUUCUUUAACAGAGCCUCCUGGAGCAGAUAGCGAAGUGAACAUCUACAUUCGUUUGCCAGCUUCAGAACUAGGUGAGAAGAAGAAGAAAAGGCCCGCAAAGAUAAUAUUCAUAUUGACUGCUGUCAGAGUGCUUAUCUCUGGUUUAAUCUGCUGGGGCAUGCUUCUAAAGAGAAGGCUAACAAGUAAAGGAGAAGAAAGGAAAAAUGAAGGCCUAGAAUUACCUUCUUUUUGUCUGGCAACUGUAGCUGCUGCCACGGAUAAUUUCUCCAGUGAAAACAUGAUAGGUGAAGGUGGUUUUGGUCCUGUUUACAGGGGUUGGUUAUCAGAUGGACAAGGAGUAGCAGUAAAAAGACUGUCCAAAACAUCCAGACAAGGAGAUGAAAGAAUGUUAAUCUAUGAGUACAUGCAGAACAAAAGCUUGGAUAAUUUUAUUUUUGAUCAAGAUAAAAGGACAAUAUUGUCAUGGCCCAAGCGUUUUGACAUUAUCAUGGGGAUUGCUAGGGGAUUUCUCUAUCUUCACCAUGACUCCAGAAUUGUCGGAGGGGGUCACGACAUAACAAGAACAAAAAGAGUUAUUGGGACAUAUGGCUAUAUGGCUCCCGAGUAUGCCUUUGAUGGGAAGUUCUCAGUAAAAUCAGAUGUCUUCAGCAUGGGCGUUGUUUUGUUAGAGAUAGUGAGUGGAAAAAAGAACAGAAGUUUCAAAUACAUGGAUCACUCUGAUAGCCUUCUGGGACACAUAUGGCUCCUUUGGAAAGAAGACAAGGCUUUGGAACUAAUGGAUGAAUGUUUGAAAGAUUCAUAUGUUGAAUCUCAAGUGAAGAGAUGCAUACACGUGGGCUUAUUAUGCGUUCAGAAACACACAGAAGACAGGCCAUUUAUGUCCUCUGUGCUUUUUAUGUUAGGAAGUGAUCAGGAGGGAUCAAAUUUGCCUGAUCCCAAAGAACCUGGAUUUUUCAUGGGAGGGAAUUACAAUAAUGAAGAAACUUGUAAACCAGAGUCAAAUUCAAAUACAGUGAGUAUGACUGAUAUAGAAGCCAGAUAG